ACCUAUAUGAGAAUAACCUGUGACUUGGCAAAUUUUUGUUAUUUCUAUCCACGAUUUGAGGAAGGCCUGUCUUAAAAAUUGCGCGCUGAAUACCUUCAAUUUUCAUCCUUCGUUUAUGAUUGAUCGUGCUAUAGUUUAUUCAUUGUCGAUUGUUUAUAAAAUGAUAACACCCUAACCAAAAUCAGUCGUUAUGUUUUAACCAGCCAAGUCGAAAGCAUUUAUUCGAGGACGAUUGAUUAUUUGCAUUAAUUUUCGAAAUGGACAAUGAACCUAUCAAACCUGGCGACAGUGGGUCUCAAGCUGAUUUCAUUCAGAAUGAAUUAAACUUUGACGUUGAUCCAAAAGAUACCCUGACAAAAGCUACCUUAGAAGAUCAUACCGAAGGAGAAUGGAUGGAUGUACUUGGGGUUGGUCAACUGAAAAAAAAAGUAGUAAAAGCUGGGCAGCCAGGAACAAGGCCUAAUCGAUCAGAUAUUUGUACAAUAAAACUAACAGGGAAACUGGAAGAUGGAAAGGUUGUUGAAGAUCAUGAAAAAUUAACUGUCCAGUUAGGAGAUGUCGAAGUGAUUCAGGGACUAGAUCUGGUGAUAGCAUUGAUGGAUGUCGGGGAAGUAGCAGAAGUUGAAGUAGAAUCACGUUUUGCAUAUGGUGACUUGGGAAGAGAACCAGACAUACCUGGAGGAGCUAAGUUAUUUUAUACGCUAGAAUUACUGUCUGUUGAAAUGGAACCUGAAAUUGAAACUCUAGGGGUUGCCCAAAGAAAAGAAAUUGGGUAUAAUAAACGAGAGCGAGGUAAUUGGUGGUACACUCGAGAUGAAGCUUCCCUCGCCGUACAAUGUUACAGAAGAGCUUUGGAUUAUUUGGACGAAACAAAAGGUGGUAUAGUUUACCCUCAGGGUGAACCAGAUGAGUCUAUUAGUGACGCUGCCCUCCAGGCACUCUUGGAAGAUCGUAUGAAGGUUUACAAUAACUUAGCAGCCGCCCAAAUGAAGACCGAAGCUUAUGAUGCCGCCUCAAAAAGCAUUGAUAAUGUUUUGAGAUGUCAGCCUAAGAAUGUUAAGGCAUUGUUCAGAAAAGCGAAGAUCUUGCAACAUAGGGGGGAACGUGCUGCGGCGUUUGCAGUUCUACUACAAGCAUCUAAACUGGAUCCUGAUUCCAAAGCAAUUCAACAAGAACUGGCUGACCUAAAAGAAAAAAGAGCUAAAGAUGCAAAGCACGAAAAAAAUCUGUACAAAAAAAUGUUAGGAACACACAAGGCAAAUGGAACGUCCAACAAAAACGAUGAUAGCAUUAACCAAAAAUCCGCAAAAUCUAAAAUCGCAUGGAGUUUGAUUGGCGGAGCAGUCGCUGCCAUGGCGGGAGUCAUCGUUUACAGGUAUGAUAUAUUCUAGAUUUCUAUUACUGUGCGUUGAAUAUUCGAAUUGCGAUUACGGAUCUUUCACAUACCCUUGUAAGCAUUGCAAUGAUCAAAAUCAGUAGACAUAAUCAUUAAGAACAAUGUGUGUCGGCAACGUUUUACGUGUGUAAUCCUACUGUGGUGUACACCUAGAUUAUACGCUCGUAUUUGGUCAUUUAUUUCACAAAACGAAACGAUUUCUUACAUAUGAGAGUCUAUAUUAAUAUUGUCACCAGUAAUCCAAUGUCCUAUAACAUAUUCAAAUUUUCUUGAUUUUGUUUUCAAUACAGUUUCAUGUAUGAAUUUUUUACUGUUGAUCUUAUAAGCAAUAAUAAUGUUACCAUAUUAAUAUAUCCUCAUCAUCAGGUUGCUUGCAAUUAUCAUGUAUCAUUAGGAAGACUCACUAAGUUUUUUCCUAAAAGCCAGUCAAUAUCAUUUUUUUUGUAUCCGUAUGUCUUGUUUUCGAGAUCAAUGAAUCUGAUACUUGCUGAAAGGAAAUCUAAUGAAUGAAAUGCAUCAACAGUUUUUGUUCAUUUAUCCAAGUUAGGUUUUACAAAACUCGUAAUGGCAGUAGAGUGAAAAUGUCUGAUCUUUUUAUCAUUGUAUUCACUUUUAUUCAUUGACUUUGAUAAUUUGUAAUGACAGAUGAACAAAAACGUACAUUCCUUGAUCCACUGAUUUACCACUGUAAAGAAUGUUUGGUUCGAAAAUGUUUGCCAUUGGAUUGUAAUUGUCCUUCACCCUACAAUCAAUGAUAAUGAAAGUUUGUAGAAAUUUUUUCAUGUCAGUUUUACACAACCAACAAGUGAAAUGUGACCAUCGCUUUCGAAAUUAAAAUUUCAUAUUCAUUACUCGCCUAUAAACACAUUAUUAUUCACAAAUACAAAUGUAUUUAAUAUAUAAUAACUGAAUAAUUAUUAAUAAAGAAGACUUAGCUGAACAAAUUGAGUUGACUAUCAUGGAAGGCAUCGAGAUGAACGGAUUUGUUGGACAAUAAUGCAGCUGUAAUUUGGCACCACAAAAUCUGGACAAGUUACCGAUAUAGUACAGAACGUGUCUUGGACGUUGUAUUAUCGAAAUCAGGCUACAGACUAAAUAUCAUAAAUUACUUGUUGAUUAAUAAAAUUUUUAUAAAUCACGUGUGACAUUGAAUGAUCGACCAAAUAAAUCUUUGCUGAUAUCUGA
This is a messenger RNA of Athalia rosae (coleseed sawfly), 2581 nucleotides long. Its product is annotated as peptidyl-prolyl cis-trans isomerase FKBP8. The transcript has 4 exons. The record is from RefSeq and is a predicted model, not a curated record. Lineage: Eukaryota; Metazoa; Arthropoda; Insecta; Hymenoptera; Athaliidae. Gene Ontology annotation, molecular function: peptidyl-prolyl cis-trans isomerase activity; protein binding. The coding region runs from base 258 to 1391 and encodes 377 amino acids.